Molecule: messenger RNA, 4195 nt
Organism: Oryzias latipes (Japanese medaka)
Lineage: Eukaryota; Metazoa; Chordata; Actinopteri; Beloniformes; Adrianichthyidae
Source: RefSeq, a predicted model, not a curated record
ACAAUACAAUCUAACAUUUUGCAUUUAUUUAACUCUGCUAUCUCAAAUAGACAACUUUGGACCAUAGAUGAAUGAGCAACAAAAAACAAUCUGUCUCUAAGUAAAUACAAGGUAUUCUCCUUUAGUUAAUCAGUUUUUACCACUUUUAGUGAUUAUUUUGUGAUGCCAUGAGCAAUUUUCAUAAUGACAAAGCGAAAAUGACUAAUCUAAUCAUGCACAGAAAUAAAAGUCACAGAUAAGACACAUUUCAAGCUUUGUCCAGAGCAAAAAAAUGUUUUCUGUAAUUCUUUAAACUCCUAAUUAUUAUUAUUUUUUUUCAAUAAUGGGGGAAAUGACAGACUUUGUGAAAGAAAAUGUGCAAAAGUGUGAAAACAUCUGAACGGCUUCACUUGUUCUGCACGUACAGGGAACUUUGCCCUUUCUGUCUUCAGCAAUCACCUGUGUCAUAUCUGGAGAGCUCUCCAAGGAAUGAAGCCACAUCCUUGAGGAACUAACAGAAGCAGCAGGGAGCUUGCCAUCUAACGAGUGUCAAAGGGAACCAAGCAGAUAAUUGCUCUGUCGAGACUUCUAAAGUAAAGCUUACCUUUUUUCACUUUGCUGCAACUAAACGCCACAGGAAGUGUUGCUUGUAACUGCUGGGAUCUGAUAGAAGUUUUCACUUGAUGCUCUGGCACCCUCACAUUCAGGAUUUGUCCAUCGCCAAGAUCACUUCUUGACUGAAGGAGCUGUUUUCUACAUUUUUUGGUAGAAGGUUUUCAUCUCAAUCUAGUUGGGCUUUGAGGUUGGGUUUGAGACUUGAACCGGAAGAAACAACAAUAUGCGAUUAUAAACUUGUAGUUAUUUCUUCAGUUGGAUCGUACCUGACUUCAGAAGAUUGACACCUUUUGCACAAAAACAAGCUUGGUUGAGCCAUGGAGGACAGGAGAAGGAUGGACUACAGGGUCCAAAGGCAGAUCCUGGAUGAAGGAGAGGUGGACGAGUUGGCACAUAAAGACGACUCCCAUUUUCCUUUUUCUGAGAGGGUGAAAAAGUCAGUGAGGUGUUCUGGUCCCAGGCUAAAGAAGGCCCUUUUCAGUACGAUACCCAUCUUAUCAUGGCUGCCUCGUUACCCCUUUAAAGAAUACGCAGUGGGGGACUUGAUCUCAGGAAUCAGUGUGGGAAUCAUGCAACUGCCCCAAGGUAUGGCCUAUGCUCUGCUGGCUUCUGUUCCCCCAAUCUUUGGUCUGUACUCUUCCUUCUACCCGGUCCUGAUCUACUUCAUCUUUGGCACGUCCAAGCACAUCUCUCUCGGAACGUAUGCAGUCAUGAGUGUGAUGAUAGGAGGGGUCACAGAGCGGCUGGCCCCCGACUCGGACUUCAUGACGUGGGACAAUGUGACCAAUGCCACUCUUAUAGACACAGUAGCUCGGGAUGCAGAGAGGGUCCGGGUGGCUGCGGCGGUCACUUUCAUGUCUGGAAUCUUUCAGAUUCUGCUGGGCGUGGUGCAGUUUGGUUUCGUGGUAACGUACCUGUCUGAGCCGCUGGUCAGGGGUUACACCACAGCAGCUGCCAUCCAUGUCAUCGUGUCUCAGCUCAAAUACAGCUUUGGCAUCAGCCCUGACAGAUACAGCGGACCUCUAUCCCUGAUAUACACUGUGAUAGAAAUCUGCUAUCUCCUUCCAAAGACAAAUAUCGGCACUCUUGUGGUCACUUUAGUGGCAAUUCUUGGCCUCUUCCUUGCCAAGGAGCUAAACGCUUACUUGAGUAAAAAAAUACCAGUUCCCAUACCCACAGAACUGAUAGCUAUCAUCAUUGCUACCAUAGUCUCCUGGCAAGUUGAUUUAUCAGGGAAGUAUGGAAUAGAUGUGGUUGGAGAGAUUCCCUCCGGGCUCCAGCCUCCUGUUUUCCCAGAUGUAAAAUUAUUUGCCCCCGUGAUCGGGGACGCCUUCGCUCUGUCUGUUGUCGGUUACGGCAUUGCCAUCUCUCUGGGGCGCAUAUUUGCCCUAAAAUAUGGCUACAAGGUGGACAGCAACCAGGAACUGGUGGCUCUAGGAUUAAGUAACUCCAUUGGAGGAAUUUUCCAGUGUUUUGCAAUCAGUUGUUCAAUGUCUCGCAGCCUGGUUCAGGAGAGUUCAGGCGGAAAGACUCAGGUUGCUGGGGCUCUGUCGGCUGUGGUUAUCCUUUUCAUCACGCUGUGGAUUGGUACUCUCUUUGAAGAUCUGCCCAAGGCGGUGUUAGCCGCCAUCAUCCAUGUCAAUCUUCAAGGCAUGUUGAAGCAAUUCAUGGACAUAUUUGCUCUUUGGAAGAGCAGCAAAAUCGACAUGAUGAUCUGGAUCGCCACUUUUAUCCUCACCCUGCUGCUCAACCCGGAUCUGGGCCUCGCCGCUUCCAUCGCUUUCUCCAUGCUCACUGUCAUCUUCAGAACACAGCUACCAAAGUAUUCCAUAUUAGGCCGGGUGGAAGACACGGACAUCUACAAGCCUUUGGAUGGUUACAGUAAGGUGAAGGAGCUGCCAGGAAUUUUAAUCUUUCGCUCCUCUGCAACCCUCUACUUUGCCAAUGCUGAGAUGUACCAAGAGGCACUGGGUAAAAAGUCCGGCAUUGACAUUACAAAGAUCCUGUCGGCCAAAAAGAAACUGGAGGCCAAACGAAUUCGGCACGAGAAGAAAGUUGCAAAGAAAGCCAAGAAAGAACAAAAAAUCAAUGGAGUUAACAUGGAGCAGCAUGACAAUGAAGAACCAGAGGACAUCGCUGUCAUUCAUGUGGAUCCAGAGCCCAACCCCUCACUGCCACAAGCCAUCAUCCUCGACCUCAGCCCUGUCAACUUCCUGGAUACAGUGGGGGUCAAAACAAUACGAAAUAUUCGGAGGGAUUACGGGGAAAUUGGCAUUGAGGUGGUUCUCGCCGCCUGCCAACCUGGUGUGGUUGACAACCUGGAAGCUGGGGGCUUUUUCAAUGAAAAAGUGACAAAGUCCUGUCUCUUUUCCACCAUCCAUGAUGCUGUGCUUUACUGUAAAUCUGCUAGGUCAAGGAAUCAAAGAGAGAACGAUAAAGAGGAGCUACCAGCAACACAUUUCUGAAAACCGAGAAGAAAGGAAGAGGAUGUCAUGAGAAAGUGGCACACAGACUGCCUGGUGAAGGAUUUCUCUUCGGUCUUAAAAUAUCUGGGACUCACAUCCGUCCCAAAAGCACCUGCAACACUGCGGAGCAAAGAUUGAGAAAAUUAAAAAAAACAACAACACACCAUUCAUAUGCGUGUUCAUCCAUGAGUACAGGGUAAAAUGUCAGCCUCCAACUUGAAUACCAUGGUUAGCUUGAUGUGUCAGUGUUGUUUUCAGGAUGUGUGUCAAUACAAACUGUGUUUUGUCUUUUAUAUUUGCUAUGUGCAGACUGUAGUAUUGUGUUUAACUUUAACCUUGUGCCUGAUGAAAACGAUUGCUCCACAUAAUGAGUCCGCAGAGAAUCAGGCCUGGAGUGUGACUCCAGAAUGUCACUUUUGGUUUUUAAUUUGUGUUAUUUUGGUUCAUUUGCUCCAAUUGAAUACUUGGUUCACUUAAGCUUUUAUAAUAGUGGGAAAUGCUGAAAAAUGAUGUUGACAAAUGCAUUUUUUUGUGAGAUUGCACCAACUACAUCUGUUGCAUGAAAUUUCUUUUAUUUUGUCUUAAUUUGUGUCUUCAAGACUAAUGUGAACCAAAACAAUUACCAAUACUGGAAGCAUCAUGUUGCCUUGUUUUAACCCAUAAUCCACAUUAAUACUCUGUAAACCACAAUCCCCGAUAAUCGAGAUUAGGACAUAGUUUAUGAUUAAUCAGCUUCAUUGAAUGUGAGUCUGCAAGUUUCCAAAAAAAUAAAGGAAUGUGGUAAAAUUCCAAGGUAAAAAAAGAUGUUUAUAACUUCAGAGACUCAACAGCUUUAUUUCAUCAUUUCCGUCAGGCUUAUUUUGCAAUGUUAGAGCUUUUAGCAAGUCAUGUCGGUCUUCAAUGUUUACUUUUAUAUGAACACAAAAAAGCUAACCUCCAGACAGCUCAAGAAGAGCCCAGAUGAAUGUUGGCAUUUUUGAAAGGUACUUGUUAAGCAAAACAAGAGUUCAAAGACAAAACAUCUGCAACAAUUAUGCAAAAGUCCAUGUAAAUGUCCUUGGCUGUGACAUCAGCAUGAAGCAGAGAAUGGCCCUCCAGUUUGUGAGUGUAGUGAAAAUAAAUAAAGGUUGCAAAAA